Messenger RNA from Astrephomene gubernaculifera, 10151 nucleotides. Lineage: Eukaryota; Viridiplantae; Chlorophyta; Chlorophyceae; Chlamydomonadales; Astrephomenaceae. The record is from the annotation of a GenBank genome assembly.
CCAUAGCGCGCCCCUUUCAAUACCUUAACCCAAUGAAAGUUAUUUCGGCGUAAGCAUAUUAUAUGUGCUAUUCCGAUAGUUCCUUGAGCUUACACUGGCAGUGACCGACAAUGGCGUUCUGAAGGAAAUACGCAAGCGUCCAAAAUGGCACGCUCAGAUGCAGGCUCUGAGCGCUCUGGGGGGAUGUCUGAAACGUCGUCAGCUGCGGAUGCUAUGGAGCGACUUCACAAGCGGCAUGCAGCAGGAAUGAAUCAGGAAGAGGAGGAGGAUCUUUUGGAGCAAAACAAAACGCUGCAAGAAGCGGUCUUUACAAGCAUGUACCUGCUCGCCAAAAACAAGCGCGCAGACAAUUGGAAAUUGGCGACCACCAAGAUCCUCCUAGAGGCGCUCAUACCCUUCCUCGUGGUCUUCAACCCCAACCACUGGCCCAUUGACACCUCCAACCCGCUGUGGCAAGUCGUGCGCUGGCUGUUGCCACGGGUGCCCAUCACAAAAAUCUGGGGCUACGACACCUAUAUGGGGAUAUUUUAUUUUCUCGUUGCGCUGAUAUUCGGAGUGGUAGCAGCCAUCGCAGCGCUCACCCUAGCAAUGCGGAAGCAGGAAAACUCCAAGUGGCUUAAGAAGUUUGCACGGCUGCUCCAAAUCUUCACGGAUGCAAUGUUCGGCAUGUUGUAUGUGGCCAUAUUCGACUUCAUCGCUUUCCUCUUCAGCUGCCACUACGGGGCGAAAGGCGGAGCAUAUCAUGACUACUGGCCGGAUGUUAAGUGCCUGUCCGGCAAGCACCUAGCUCACCUUGUAGCCGCGGGCGUGACGGCGGUGGUGUUCUUCGUGACAACCGGCCUCAUGUUGGUUGCCGGUUGUGAGUUAAGCCCGUUGGCGCGGGGGAUCACGGCCUCACCCGCGGCCGCAACACGACUCAAGGUGUUGGUGCUCAAGGCCUUCUACGUCAUCGCCGCCGUGACGCUGGUGUCGCUGGGCAAGCUGCAAUCCGUGCUCAUGUUUGUGUCUGUGUUCCUCAUCACCUACUUCAACAUCAAGACGCUGCCCUUCCUCCGCAUGUACGUCAACUACGCCUGGACGGCAGGCUGGUUCGCCGUGACAUACCUGGGCUGCGUCCACAUGGUCAUGGACUUUCACAACCCGGACGAUGACCCGCACGUAGGCCGCCGCUACAUGCACAUUGUGCUGUACGGCGUCUUCCCUGCUGCUCUGUUCGGGGCCGGCGUGACCGCUCUUUGGGCACACAACCGGCUGCGACCUGCGGCCAAGUUCCUCGAGAUAGAGCCGGACAAGGUUGUGCUUCGGAAGGUCCACAAGUUCUGGUCCCCAGAGGAUGUGGAGGUCAUUGCUCGCAGCAUGCGGCGCUUCAACUCGGAUGGAGUGGUGCUGGAGGAGCGCGCGCUGCUGGGGGGCGUGAUCAUCAAGGCCGGCAUGGCUGUGUUCCCCGGCCACGUGGGUCUGCUGGUGCUGUACGCCAACUAUCUGAUGGAGGUGCGCGGGGAUGGACCCGCGGCACGAACACACCUGCAGCUGGCACUCAAGGGGGGGCCCAGCCUGGUUCAGCGAUAUCAGAUUUUUAGCACGGUAGAAAACAGCAAGCGGCUGAAGGACGGCCAGGAGGGCGCGCUGGACCUGCAGAGCUACGUGGAGUUCAAGCGCAACUACCGCGCCGUCAUCCGCGUGCACAAGGCGGCGCUCACCGCGCAACGCGAGUUCUGGCAGCUGCUGCAGCGCUCGGCCGUGCGCAUGUCGGCGGUGGAGGAGGCGUUGAAGGCCAUGGAUCGCGCCACUCAGGCGGCACAGCAGGUGUACCUGCGCGUGCUGGAGCGCUACCCCAGCAACGGCAAGCUGCUGCGCUGCUACGGCAAGUUCCUGGAGGACGUGAAGAACGACCCGGCGGCGGCGGGCAGGGCAUAUGUUGAGGCGGCGAGGAAUGGGGGUAGCGAUGGACUGCUGUCGCUAGACCUGCAGGUCACCGGGCCCGACAAGCCCGAGUUCCUGACGACCAUGGACCUGCACGAGGAUGCAUGCAUCGUGAUCAAUGCCGAGGGAACCAUCCUCAUGGUUAACGCGUGCGUCACGGACCUGCUGGGCUACUCGCGGUCUGAGCUGGAGGGUGCCAACGUGAGCAUGAUCAUGCCGCAGCCCUUUGCGGGGCGCCACAGCUCCUACCUGGCUCACUAUGUGCAGGGCGGUGUGCCACAAAUCCUGGACACGGUUCGUGACGUGGUGGCGUUGCACAAGGAGCGCUACGUCUUCCCGCUGCAGCUGUGCGUCACCAAGCUGUCGGGCAUUGGCACCGAUUCGGUGUUUCUGGGCCUGCUGCGGCCUGCGCAGCUAGACGCGCACAACGUCCGGAUCUGGGUUUCACCCACCGGCGCCAUUCUGUGCGCUGAUCCGCAAUUCGCCAGUCUGACUGGCAUGCAGGGAGAGGAGAUGGUAAACUGCAAUUUCCGUAACCUGGCUACGGACAUGACGGCGGUGGACGAUCUUUUGGAGAAAUGCCGUAACGCCCACUACGCGCUGCUACGCCGGGGAGGCAUCGAGACAUGCAUCGAACUGGCGCACAAGUACCUCCCUCCGAUCCCCGUCAAGAUCCGAGUCACGCCGGGCGGCACGGACGCCCAACGCAUCUAUGUGCUGAACGCGCACCGCAUCGACGGCAACACGGACGGCCUCAUGGUGGUUGACUCCAAGGGCACUAUCAACUUUGCAACCUGGGACGUGGCGGCGCUGCUGGGCUACCCGCUACGCCAAUUCCUCAAAAUGAAGCUCGAGCAGCUGCUUCCAGAGCCCAUUGCAACCAUGCAUGGAACCUAUGUACGGGACCCGCCGCACACCAUCCUGCCCACCAGCUGCCGGGCAGGUCGUGUCGUACACUUGGUCAACAGCAACGGCACGAGUGUUGCCGUACGGCUGCGGAUCACGUCCAAAGAAGACGACGUGGCUCUGUCGGGCGGCCGGGUGAAACACGUGAUGCAGGUUGCCAAGGUGGAUGCCUCCAAUCCCGUCGCCAUGUACCACGACAAGCGCCUGGUGCUGUUGUGCUCCAUGGACGGCAAGAUCCUGUCCGUGGACCAGCCCGACUCCGCGCUGUUUGGUUUCGCAGCGGGCGCAACCGUGGGUACCUACCUCGCGGACUGCAUCGACGUCUUUGCGGAAUGGCGUGAGAAGGCCGGCGGUGACCAGAUGCAGCAGCUGCUGCUGCUGAGUCUGCUUGAUAAGGAGAAUGAGAUGCCGGGAACCAGCUGGCGGGUGAAGGUGCACAGCCCGGAUAGUGAGGACCGCCUGCCGCCGAUCGACCCCCGCAUGCCGCACCAACGUCACGCAAGCGGCCGUAGCGCCUGCCUGCAGGCAGAGCUCGUGGAUGUGGACUCUGCACUGAAGCUGGCUGCGGCUGCAGGCGGCGACGAGGAGGGCGGCCAGGAGGGGUCGGGCACGCAGCAGGGUGUGGCGUCCAGGAGGCAUUCACUGCUGCUGGGGUUGCCAGCUCGGUACUCCUCGAACGGCAUCGGGGCCAACAGCAUCGGAGGCGGUGCCAGCGGCAAGGGGGAUUUGUUGAUGAGCGAGGACCUGCAUGGGAAGACCGUGGCAAGGAUUAUCCUAUGGCGCCGUGAUCUGCUGAUGGGUGUGGUCGAGCUGGACGAGCAUCUUGUCGUGCGUAAGGCCGACGUCAGCACUGGGCUCAUAGUGGGUCUGCCUCCCUCUGCGCUGCAGCGCAUGCCGCUACACAGGCUUCUAGACAUCCCCAAGGGUGCCAUCUGGAAUGAGCUUAUGGUCGACAAGAAGGCCGGCAACAGAAAGAAGCGGGAAAGGAGCGCGCUCAAGGGGGCCAAUGUGGUGUCAGCAGCCAAGGCCUUUGUGGGCUCACACCCGGACGGCGGCUCCAUGCGCAUCAUGAUACAGGGCGUCCGCAGCAGCACUGGUGGCAACAUCACCGCCACCCUCCACCCGGACACGGCAUACGUUGGGGCGCGCGCAAACGUGUACCGCUCAUUGGGACUUGAAGCUCUGAUUACAAACACACAGGGUUCUCAGCAGCAACAGCAACAGCAGCAGCAGGAACAGCCGCCAGCAGUGACGUCGUCUCCAUACCCACAGCCGCCACUGCAGCAGCAGCCACUGCAGCAGCAAGUCCAAUCCUCUGCCCUUACUACGCCAUUCGCCUCGACAUGGGCUCAAGAGCACCUGCAGCAGCAGCAGCACCACCACCAUCACCACCACCAUCAAGAGCACCAGCAGUCACACAUCCACCACCAGCACUCCGCCAAUCGCCAUGUGGUAGUGGUAGAUAGCAUCGGUUCAGGUGCAGCGGCCCGUGCCAGUAGCACGGGGGGCACCCUUGGCGGCAAGGGAUCAGCUGUUGCUCCUCAUGACGCAGAGUCUUAUCCCUCGCUUUCCUCGGGCCCUGCUGAUAACGAGGCGUGCAGCCAGGAUCCCCAUGCACGUGUUAACGUAAGCAGCGGCAGCAGCAGCGCCGACGGCGACGGUGACGAUGACAAGGACGGCGAGGAAGCGGACGGCCGAGAGGAGGAGCAGCGCAACAAUGAGACAGAGGCCGCCAAAAUGUACAAGCGCACCCAUAAUCAGUCAGAGUUUGUGGCGCAGUGGGUACAGUCAGUGGCCAGGCACAUGGCCGCAGCGUUGGAACAGAUCCUCCAAGCGGCAGCCACUCCAGGAGAGGCUGGCGCAGGACCCGCUGUGAGGCAAGGAAGCAGCCUGAAGCGCCGAGCUUCAGGCCAAAGCAUCUCUCCAAGCCCUGAACCCGGGGCAGCAGAAGGUGAAGGUGACCGAUCGCACCACCAUCACCACCACCAUCAUCAUCACCACCAGCAGCAGCAGCUGGCCCUGCACCACUACCUCUCAACCCAGACUACAGAUAACGGCGGGGCCAAUGGUUUGACCAGUCCGGACGUGGCAGCAGCGGUCGCGGUGACGGCACCUCUGACCGGUCAUGGAAGCGCCGGCGGCAGCGCUCUACAACCGUUGUACUGCAACCCGUUCGUCAUUGGCGGCGGCUUUGACCCGUUGAGCCUCCCCGUGUCGGCGGAAGCCGAGCGGGCGCGGACGUCAGCCUCUGGGCAUGAACUUGGGUCACAUGCAAAUUCGCCACAGUUGACAUCGCCGCCAGCUGGUGAUGCACCGACAGUGCAAAUAUCGGUAGGGCCCCAAUUGCGGACUGGAGAGGCGGCGGGGGCUAUUGAGGCUAUCACUUUGGCGUUGGAUGAGGUUAAUAAUGAGCACCACAAGGGCCUUGCGCAAGCUCCGUUCAAGCGCGGAGAAAGCACUGGCUUCAACUGGCACGCCCUGGACAGAAAGCGUUCGGAUGAGGACGUGGACGAACCCUCAGGGCCCGGCAGUGAUGGUGGCGGGGGUGGUGGAGACACCGGCAGUGUGGCUGGAGACGAUGAGGACGGUAUCGGUGCUGCGGCCGGGCAAGCGCUCUCCGACAUCGCUUCCACCACGGAGUUGGACGUUAAUGUGGACGCCAGGCGGGCCCGGCUGCUGAAGCGCAUGAAAAAGGUGCUAAUUGGCCCUUCCCUCUCGGAGCCCCUCGCACGGCUGUUCCUCCGCACGCUGCUGCUGCUGUUCUGCAUGGCAGCGACGCACGCUAUUUGCUACGUUGUGUUGAUGCGCCUGAUAGACUCCCAGUACACCCACGUGCACCAGCUCCACCGCGUGGCGCUAGCGGCGGACAGGUGCCAGGUUGCCAGCAUCAAGGCCACGGUUAUGGACUUCUGCUCGCAGCCCGACAUAGCGCCUGUAAGUUUCUGUACGCCGAGCCUAAACUCCACUGUCAUUGAUAUGCGGGCCGCUCUGGACGACCUGGAGAGCUACCACCAGGGUACCUACUUGGGCACGGGAAAGGUGCCAGAGGAGGUUGGUGAUCCGCUGCUGCAAGCACUGUGGACCAAUCCCUUGCAGUCAUACAGGUUCUACAUGGACCUGUCUGAGCCCCGCUGGACCAACUUGACUGCGGGCGUGUGGCAGCUGGGAAACCGGUUCAUAGCAGCGGGCAGGGAGCUGCUGUACUGGGGCAAGGCCCUGGAGGGGCGCAUCGGCUCUACUCGUUCCUUUAGAUUUCUGCUGUUCAACGGUCACUGGUCACUGUUUUCCGCCUACGCCGCGUCCCUGGACCUUGUGGCCCGCGCUGCGUGGGAGGACGUGACGACGUUGCAGCGCAGCCUUGUGAUCCUGCUGCUGGUGGAGGCGGCGCUGGUGCAGCUGGCGUGUAUCUGCUGGGAGUGGCUGCUCGUGCGGCGGGUGGAGCUAGGGCGGCGGGGCGGGCUGCUGGCGGGGCUGGGGCUGCCGGGACCCAUCCUCCGGGUGCUGGCCAGCAAGCCGCUGGUGGUGCUAGAGGACAGCGAGGACGAGGAGGCCGAGGACCAGGCAGCCAACACAGACGGACAUGAGGGCCACACCUCCCGCCGCCACUCCACAGAUGGUUACGACGAUCUCACGGCCGCCACCUCCGCUGCCGACCUCGAUCAGGCGCUGCGGGAGGGGCAAUCGCGCACCCGGCGACGGUCAUCUAUGGAGUACGCGCCCAUUCGAAUCUCCUUCCCGGGCACUGCCGGCACCGCUGAUGAGGGGGGUGUUGAAGGGUAUGGCAAUGGCGAUGACGUCGACGGCCGCAAGGGCAAUAUUGUCGGUGCAGAAGGCAGCGGGGGGUUCGCAGCAGCUCCCAUGAGGCCGCGGGUGGAGACGGAGGAAGGGGACGCUGGUGGUGGUGGUGACCGGCCCCGACGUCGCGUUCAACUGGCUGUGGACCGGCCCCGGCGUGUGUCCAUAGAGACUGGCGAAGCACAGGUUCACUACAUCGAGAGGAAGGUGGAGGCGGUAGCGGCCGUAUCGACAUCUUCGAUGGCGCCGCGGCAAGAAUAUCGCCAAAGUUCCAUGGAUACCGGGCCGAUAAGGACCCCGGCGACCACGGCUGGGGAUGAGGCUGGAGAAGGCGCCGGCCAUCCUGGUAGCGACUUGGGUGGCAACCCAAACAUGCAGCAGCAGCGUCUAGUCCGGAUAUCCAGCCCGUCAGGACCAAGAAAACAGCGCAGCCCUGAACCACGGGUCCGGCUGUUCGAUGACUCACCGCCGCGGCCUGUCGUGCCCGUGUCUGCUGCCGGGUUGGACGCCGAUCCAGAUCCAAGGGAGAAAGCCGCUCCCGUGAUGGAGCUUCUGCGUGGUAGCGGCGGCGGUGCCGGCAGCCCUACAUCCUCAUCCGGCAACCGACGCAGUGCAGCACUCAUUGCGUGGCAGAGCGCUGGGCGGUUGGCGAUUAACGGCAAGGUGCUAUCAGCCGGUUGGCGGCACUACUUCAAGUUUAUGGCGCCGCUGGUGCUGUGGGAGAUCGCGCUGGUUGCGUCCGGCGGCAUCAGCUACCUGCUGCUGGAGGGCAUGCAGGGCCCGCUGGCCUCGCUCAACAUGGCAUCCCACGUGCUGUACCGCUACACCCGUGUAAGGAUGCUGUCUCUGCUGCUGGUGACGAGCGCUUCUGCCACUGAGCGAGCCUCGUGGCGCUCCGUGCUGAGCUACGAGCUAGGCAACCUGGAGAACGAGUACGACACACUGUUGUACGGCGGUACGGCCAUAACACAGAACGGCAGCGUGUUUACGCAUCCGGUGCCAUCAUCAACGUUCGAGAGCUCCUCCUUCUCCUCCAACUUCUUCAAGGAGCAGCGCUGCUUCCGCUGGGACCAGAGCCAGUGCUACACGGAGGGCAGCCCGUACUAUGAGGUGACCCACCACGGCCUGGACGUCAUGAUGCGGCGCACCAUAUCGGAGAUGAGCCUGCUGGUGCAGGACGCGGAUGCGGAUGCGACGUACAACGGCACACGGUAUACCACCAUUUACAUGGUGGGCGUGAAGGACCUGUAUGAGGGGCUGCAGAGCAGCGCUCAGCUGUUCGUGGACUUCAUGCUGAGCAGGUACACCAACGUCAAGCUGCUGCAUACCGUUCUGCUGGCCGCCACCAUCGUGCUCUUUAUCCUUUACGCCCUGCUCAUACUUCGGCCCUACCGCACGGCGAUUGAACGGGAAGCUGUACGACUGGCUGGCAUCCUCAGCCACGUGCCGGCAGAGGUGGACGUACUGGCUCACACACGACAGGUGCUGCGAACGUACGAUAAACUCAUCCUGGAGCCUGCCGCGUCCAGGCCCGGAGCUGCUGCUGGAAAGGGCGGCGGUGGUAAGUGGCGGCGGCGGCGGCGAAGUGAGGUUGGAGCAGCAGCCACGUCAGCUGGUGCAGGAGGAGGAGGGGGCGGAGACCGGAUAUCGCCUAACAAGCUAGGUGGGAAGGGGUUCCAGGGUGUGCAGCCACGCCGGGGCAGUUCCCCAAGAAUGCCAAAGCAGAGAGUGUAGUGGACAGUUGGUGGAAGCAAGUACGGCUUGUCAUGCCUCGCCGAUUGGAUGGGCAAAGUGGCUGGGUCCAAGGUUUGAUUGGGGCAUUGGGUUGCACUUGGAUGUGCACGGGUUUCAUAUGUUGGUAAAGGCAGCCGAGCUGCGAAGAAACUGCAUGCAUGUGCCAGUGUCUUCCUAGGUGCACCAAUGCAUCAAAGCAAGGGUCAGCGUUGCACUGCAGUGCGAAUUCAUUAUGUCGUUUAGUUUCUCCUUCGGGUGCAAGUGAGUGAUGUAUUCAUUACAAUCAGCAGCCUUAAUGCAUUCUAGGGGACCCGUUGACCUAGGAUCGGGUGAGAAACACGAUCAUACUUCCUGUUGCAAAAUUCAUACGAGUGGGGAAUCCGGCAGUCGCUUUCGACAUAUGAACUAUGGUUGCAUUUGUGCAUGCAGUGGCGGGUUACGACGGCUGUCUGUAGACCGAAACUAGCCAUAUUAAUCGGCGGGUAGGGUGGAGUACCAGUCGCCGUGGUUGCAUUGGGGUUCACCCCGGGGUUCCCAGGGCUUUAGAGAGGAAGUGUUUUACAGGCUGCGCAUUCUGCUAUUUACGGCGCUUCAAUGCUAGGACUGCCUUACAGAUGAAGAGAUAGAAGAAACUCGUGUUUGAGAGUGAGAGGAGUGACUCGUCCAUGCAGGGAUGGGAUCGGAUGUUGCAGUCGGAUGUUUGACGUUGUGCGCGCCUCCCUUGCAAUCCUUUUAGGGCCGUCACAGUGUGUCCAUGUGCACACAGCUGCGUGCACACCAGCUAACCAUCGCAAUGCACCUACCAAUGCUCAUACCUUCCCUGAGGAGUUUCCUCAGCCAGGGUUCUGACCCUUUUGCAUUGAGAUGUACGGGCAGGUUACAUAAUGUACGGGCCAAUUCAGUUGCUUGAUUAUCUGGGCAGAUGCAAGGCAUUUCUUAACAUGAGAUGUCGGGAUUCUAAAAACUGUGUGGUGCCUUUCGCUGCAACACCAGCUGCUUGCUUUGGGACGUGAACGUGUAACGGAUGCAUGUCUAUGCGAAGUAGUAAGUAAGGGGCUGAUGGGUUGUCUGCCCAUUCGACCAUUUACUUAUUCAUGCUCAACUAAGCGUGACUUUAAAGCUGAUAACAGCGGCAAAGCACGUGGUAUCUGCCUUGUGUUAGGUAGGACGGUGCUUUUUCCUAUGUUAUCGUCCUCGCAAGCGUGCUUACCGGUAUCGUGGCUGGGCCUCGUCGUGUGUUACCGAGGUUCGCCAGGGACCUGAAGUAGGAUGAAUGUUGACAGUUUCCGAAUGUUCCCGAAGCUUGCACAUGUGAACUGGCGAGCUUCGGGGGUGCUAAACAGGUGCUAAGCGCCCAUGCAAUGGCUUUGUUCUUCAGUCUUACUACAGACUCGUUGAGUCGUUUGUGCGUGUGUGUGUAUUCUGGCCCUAAGUCUGGUAUGUUCCCAUCUCUUCUUUCACUCGCUCUUGGCUUGGAGAACACUCACAGCUGAAGUUGGUGAUAUGGCAGAGGCUGACUGUGGCCACAUACCGGUAGAGGGGCGCGAGCGCCGUUAACACUUGGACCGUGCGUGUGACAGGCUGCAGUGUUUAAUUUAAUGUUCUUGUCAAGAUGCAAUGCUACCAAAUGCCGUGAUUAUAGCUAGCUGCACGGGGCUGCGGCACUUUAGCAGGACCUUAGCGCUUUAGUCCAGGAUCAGGACGUGGCAAGAAUUUAUCGUUGAAGUGACCCAUGGUUCACAGUACCCUACUCACAUGACAUACAGAGCUGUACGUGUAAUUAAUUACUAUUC